Linum tenue is the source of this 210-nucleotide messenger RNA. The record is from the annotation of a GenBank genome assembly. Lineage: Eukaryota; Viridiplantae; Streptophyta; Magnoliopsida; Malpighiales; Linaceae.
AUGGGCGAGUCUUCAUGUAUGGAGGAGAUGGAAAUGGAGAGGGGGGAGAAGAUCAUCAAUCAAUACUCCCCUCUUUUCUUCCUCAAAGUACAGAGGUGGAGACCGAAGAGCAGAACUUGGCAGCGGAGGAAGGGAAAGAGCAGAAGGGUUUCCCCUUUACUGUUGUAGGUUCAUAAUUACAGAGAGUGAGUGUAUUAUUGAGGUGAGGUG